AUGGCGGAGGCCUUUAUUGGGCGCCCUUCAGCCGCCGCCUUCCCGCCUGGCGCGGAGACUCCGGGGACGAGGAGGCGGGUCGAGCCUCAGGCGGCGAGGACGACUGUCCGUCCGGGCGAGCAGCCCCAUGGCCGCACAGCUCCUCCGGCGGGCCGCUUGGAGGCCGAGGCGCGGGUGCCAGGCAGCAGUCCGGCAGGUGCAGCCCACGGAGCCGGCGUGGGGGGGGCGCCUGCCCCCCUCGUGCGUGGAGAGGGCUGGGGGGGGUCGCGCGAGACAGUCUCUCCCCCCCCCGCCGGCUGCGGCCUUGGGGGCGGUGCGGUGCGGGGCCUAGGCCUUGGGCCGGGCCUGGGUGGGGGCCCCUCCGUGGGGGCUGCGGGUGGGCUCCUGGUCCGGCGGCGGCGGCGGCUCCGGCGUCGCCUUGGCGAGGGGCUGCAGGAGGGGCUGGUAGAUGUAGACCCCGCCGGCCACCCCCACGGCCGCCGCCACCACCGCCUGCGCCACGCUCGGGCCCCGCCGCAUCUCUCCGGGCAGAGCAGCAGGCUUACCGGUGGGACAGCCGCCUGCGCGAAAGGGCCGUCACCGCGCACGCGCGCCGCCUCUCUCCGCCAGGGCGGCCACUUCCGUCAGCGGGGGGGCGGGACUUCCUGGCGCUCUCAGCGACGGGUGCCCGGAGGAGUCAGAACGCGCUUCCGGGCCCGUGGGGGAGGGCGCACUUUUGGCCCCGCCCUCCACCGGAAAGCGCCCGCCCGCCCCGCCCAUCCCGGAAGCGCGUCCGCGCGGAGCCGAGAGGCGGCCCCCCCCGGGAGGGCGGUGGGAGACGUCGCCAUGGAGACCGGGCCUGGCGGCCGCGGGGGGAUCCGGCCCCCCCACGUGCGCCUGCGGAAGCGGAAGUCGGAGCUCUACAGCCCCGCCCCCGGGGGUGCCGCCGCCGUCGCCGCGAGGCGGAGCCCGGCCCUCCCGGGGGAGACGCUCCGCCUGGCCUCCCUGGCCGUCGUCCUCAGGCUGCUCAACUGCCUUUUAGUCCAGACCAGUUUUGUCCCGGACGAGUACUGGCAGUCGCUGGAGGUCGCCCAUCGACUGGUGUUCAAUUAUGGCUAUUUGACCUGGGAGUGGACGGAAGGGCUGCGGAGUUCCCUCUUCCCGCUCUUCUUUGCCGGCAUCUAUAAAGGGCUGCAUCUGUUGUCCAAGGAUGACGUCCAGUGGUUGAUCUGGCUUCCCAGGAUGGCCCAGGCCCUUCUGUCGGCGCUGGCAGAGGUGAAGCUCCAUUCUUUCGCGAAGCGCCUGGAUGAUGGCGAGACGGCCAAGUGGGUGGCCUUCUGCCAGCUGUGCUCCUGGUUCACAUGGUUCUGCUGUACCAGAACUCUGACCAACACCAUGGAAGCGGUCCUUGGCACCUGGGCCCUCUCCUACUACCCGAUGGAAGGCACAGAGGCGGGGAGCAGGCGGAAGUGCCUGGCCCUGGUGGCGCUGGCGUGCCUCGUUCGCCCGACCGCUCUCAUCCCCUGGACUCCAUUGCUGCUCCAUCAGUUCUGGAAAGAGCCGCGAAAGCAGCAGCUGCUGUUGACCACCUACCUCCCCGUGGGGCUGAUCUCUUUAGGAGGGUCUCUCAUAGUGGACCGACUGUUCUUUGGCCGGUGGGUUGUGGUGCAGCUGAACUUCUUGAAGUUUAACGUCCUGCACAAUUUGGCUGCUUUCUAUGGCUCCCACCCGUGGCACUGGUACUUCUCCCAGGGUUUGCCGGUGGUCCUGGGCCCCCACCUCCCCUUCUUCAUUCAUGGCUGCUUUCAAGCCCCACAGAAGCAUCGCAUCUUCCUGGCGGUGGUACUUUGGACUGUGGGGGUUUACAGCACGCUGAGCCACAAAGAAUUCCGGUUUAUCUACCCUGUGCUGCCGUUCUGCAUGGUGUUUUGCGGACGUUCUCUUCGGCAGCUGAAAAGAGGGAGGCGGGCCGCCUGCGCCUUCCUAGUGCUGGGCAACCUGCUGCCUGCGCUCUACACAGGGCUUGUCCAUCAACGCGGCACCCUUGACGUCAUGGGCUACCUGCAAGGGCUGUGCCAGGCCCCAGCGGCUUCCGUCUGGAUGCUGAUGCCCUGCCAUUCCACACCUCACUACAGCCACCUCCACUGCCCCCUCCCACUGAGGUUCCUGGAGUGCCCCCCAGACUUGACGGGGAAGGCUGAUUACCGGGACGAAGCAGCUGUGUUUUACACGGACCCACAGAAGUGGCUCACGGAGGAGUUCUCUAACACUACCUUGCUACCCACCCAUGUGGUCUUCUUCAAUGUGCUGGAACAGGACAUCGCGUCCUUCCUGGCUGCCAACGGCUACACCAGGGCCGCCACCUUCUUUCACACCCACCUCCCUCAAGGCCGGACCGGAAGCUCCGUUUACGUCUACAAAAGAACCGAAAGCGUCUCUGAAGACCCACCUACAGCCAGCUAA
Euleptes europaea (tarantolino) is the source of this 2442-nucleotide messenger RNA. It is a transcript of the gene PIGB, whose product is annotated as phosphatidylinositol glycan anchor biosynthesis class B. The record is from RefSeq and is a predicted model, not a curated record. The transcript has 12 exons. Gene Ontology annotation, cellular component: endoplasmic reticulum membrane. Gene Ontology annotation, biological process: GPI anchor biosynthetic process. Gene Ontology annotation, molecular function: alpha-1,2-mannosyltransferase activity. The coding region runs from base 1 to 2442 and encodes 813 amino acids. Lineage: Eukaryota; Metazoa; Chordata; Lepidosauria; Squamata; Sphaerodactylidae.